This is a messenger RNA of Emiliania huxleyi CCMP1516, 786 nucleotides long. RefSeq lists its product as hypothetical. The record is from RefSeq and is a predicted model, not a curated record. The transcript has 2 exons. NCBI's taxonomy places the organism in Eukaryota, Haptophyta, Isochrysidales, Noelaerhabdaceae. Bases 121 to 606 code for a protein of 161 amino acids.
GCCUCGCGCCGCGAGCUCAGCCUGGCUUACCUGCCCUCGCAAACGGUGGCACACGUCAUCCCCGCAGCCGCGGCGGAGGCGCAGCGGGCCAACGCGGCGAAGGCGCCCUGGUGGCAGUCGAUGAUGCGCUAUCGUCUCGCCAUACGCCCGCCGCUCAGCGGCGCGGCGGGCAGCGCGGCCGCGGAGCCGACGUACGUGCACGACGCCUACUCGAUGACGCAGGGGCCAAAUUACGCGCUCGCGCAGCACAUGCGCCAGUGGCGUGCGAUGCUCGCGUACACUGAGGGCUACGCCGUCUCCGCGCCGAUGGCGCCGGCCGCACGGACCGCGUCCAUGCUGCAUGUGCACACCGUCGCGACGGCGCUCGACGGGUUCGGGUAUUUCCGACCCCUCGAGGCCUUCGAGCCAGACUGUCUGCGCGCGUGCCUGGCGGCGCUACUCGCCGUGGAGCUCUCGACGCCGAUGCCGGCGCUGCCCUCGCCCUUCCACCUCUUCACUCGCCAUGGCUUCCACGGCGGCUUCUGGCGUUUCCCGUACUCCUCCGACAGCAUCGGCUCUUCGGCCUACGUCCUCGGCAUGGUGCGCCCUUGGCGGAAGGAGGCAUGAGUUGGGGGGCGGGACGGGAGCAGGGCUGCGCAUGUAGUCAAUUAGCACACCACGGCCCAGUGGGGAUUUUGGCCUCCUCAGUGAUCGUCUGGGCGAAUCCUAAAUGGCAUGCAAAAUGCCAAUACGUCUCGUUUUUUGUGCGCUAACUUGUAGAGCACCUUGAAAAACUAGUAUGUCUUG